This is a messenger RNA of Cryptococcus amylolentus CBS 6039, 1969 nucleotides long. RefSeq lists its product as hypothetical. NCBI's taxonomy places the organism in Eukaryota, Fungi, Basidiomycota, Tremellomycetes, Tremellales, Cryptococcaceae. Gene Ontology annotation, molecular function: transmembrane transporter activity. Gene Ontology annotation, cellular component: membrane. Bases 356 to 1798 code for a protein of 480 amino acids. The record is from RefSeq and is a predicted model, not a curated record. The transcript is spliced from 20 exons. Gene Ontology annotation, biological process: transmembrane transport.
AGAAAGUUUCUUUCUGCAGUAUCCCUCCACACUACCUCCAGUUUCCGCCUGCCAGACCGCAGGGUGUCCUACGCGCGCCUUCAAGAUCACUCCAAGAUCACUCCCUGAUCAUGGCCAGCAUCUUCUGGAAGCUAAAGCACGAGCUUUUCCUCAGCGAUCCGACGUGGGAUAGAGAGAGGAGAGAGGAGAAGGGAGUGGUCAGGAGGCUGGAUAUAUUUUUCAUGUCCUAUAUUAUACUCUCGGCCAUAGUCAAGUAUCUUGAUCAGCGGAAUAUCUCAAAUGCUUAUGGUCAGUCGGUGUUCCCAUGGCAGCCGUACCGAGUCGGAGCUGACACCUCGUAUCCCCAGUCAGCGGCAUGAAAGAAGAUCUAUCUCUGUACGGCAACGAGUUGAAUUUCUUCACGACAUACUUCAACAUUGGCUAUCUCAUCGUCAUCCCCAUCUCGACAUAUGUCAUCAACAGCGUCGUGCGUCCGAGUAUCUGGCUUCCCACUUUGGAACUUUUGUGGGGCAUCUUUACUGGAACCCUCGCCGCAGCUAAGAGUGCAAAGACCAUCUAUGGAAUCCGGUUCUUGAUUGGCUUCUGCGAGGGUACAGCGUGGCCAGGUAUCCUGGUCCUCCUUCUCAGCUGGUACACCCCAGCCGAAAUCGGUCUUCGGCUUGCUAUAUAUGAAAGCGCAUCGUAUGUGGGAGCAAUCUUUGCUGGAGCUCUGCAAGCGGCGCUCUAUACAAACUUGAAUGGCAACGGAGGUCUUGCAGGCUGGCAAUGGCUCUUCAUCAUCAACGCCAUCAUCACCGUCACCGUAGCCACCUGGGGCUACUUUGGCUGUCCCGACUACCCCAACAAACCGAACCCUAUGGGGAAAUGGCUCCAGCAUCGACAUGUCAAAGUCGCUAUGAGGAGGAUAGGGAACCAGGGGAGGGCGAUGCCAGUGGGAUGGAACUGGGGAACAGUCAAGUCGCUGGUAUCGAGGCCUCAGAAUUGGGCUAUCUGGGCGGGGUACACCAUCUAUAAUCAAGCGGGAAGCGGGGUGGGAUACUUCAGCUUGUGGCUCAAGAGUCUAAAAAACGAUGAUGGGUCUGCCAGAUAUACCGUCUCGCAAGUCAACAUCAUCCCCAUUGCGGUCAGCUGUCUCAACAUCAUCUCUCUCCUCGUCAUACUCGGUAUCUCCGACCGCUUUCGGGUCCAGUGGCCAUUCAUCCUCAUCUGCGCUGUGAACGGUCUCGUCUGGUCGAGCGUGCUCGCUGGUUGGAACGUCCCGGAUGCGUUAAAGAUGGCGAGCUUCUUAAUUCUCAGCAUUUCCGUUCCCGGCGCCAACCUAUUUGCAGCAUGGGUUGGUACGCUUGCGAAACAUAGUGCGGAAGAGCGGUCCGCUAUCAUUGCUGCUUUCUUGACGACGUAUUAUGCUAUCACAGCUGGGGCGCCGCUCAAGAUCUGGCCUGCUUCUGAGGCUCCGCACUAUAGGAUUGGAUGGACGUACGCCUCCGCCAUGUGGGCGGGUGUCAUCCCCAUCGUCCUGCUCAUUGUAUAUCUCGAACGUCGUCAAAGGCGUAUCGAUGACAGAUGCGGAAUCGAGCUCCAAGUUGGGGAUAAUGGGUUGGAUGUUGCAAGCAAUGAAGUCGUGGAGAACAAAGUCAUAGAGAGCAGGGACAACGAGAUAGAUGUGUUUGACGAGGAUGUGCCUAAGGGAGAGCCUAUCAGUGUUCUCGAGGAUCAUGGCGUAUCGGGGGAGUCUUCGCGGGUAUGGGAGGAACGGUCCUCUGCUGGACGGGUACUUGCAGAACCGCGGCGUGGGUAACCACCUUGGCCAUGCAUGCAUUUGCGACUCAAUACGUCCACUCCAGGUAUCGUGCUCCGACACUCACUCCAGCAGACAUACUUUGCACUGCCAUAUGUGUCAGGCUGAGUGGGCAAGGUUCGAAGAGCUGAUAUAGAAAAAUGAAAGAAUUGCACUGCCAUAUGUGUCAGG